Messenger RNA from Leptosia nina, 432 nucleotides. The record is from the annotation of a GenBank genome assembly. NCBI's taxonomy places the organism in Eukaryota, Metazoa, Arthropoda, Insecta, Lepidoptera, Pieridae.
AUGGCUACGCUAAUAUGGAAUAUUAUCAAGGGUUACAAUUAUGUGUUUGAUGAAAUUGGUGACCCAAGAACGAAGGUAUGGCCGCUAGUUGGAAAGCCCCAUAUCGGCAUGUCGUUGCUAGUGCUGUACCUGUUCUUCGUAAUGAAAUGGGGCCCAGCGUGGAUGAAGAAUAGGAAACCGUUUGACAUAGAGAGACUGCUUAUAGUGUAUAAUAUAGUUCAAGUGAUCAUAUGUGCCUACUGUUUUAUUGGCGCUGUACAAAUAUGGGUCACAGAAUACAAAUGGAUAUGCCAACCUGUCGACUUCUCUUAUUCAGAAUCAGGUCUUCGGAUGGCGAAGUUUGUCUAUUACUACUAUUUGCUGAAAAUCGUCGAUUUGAUGGAUACCGUUAGUAUAGUUUUAGAGCUAAUAUACCAACUAAAUGCAAACUGA